AUGGCUAUUAUCACUAACUGGUUUUCUGGAACAAUUGAAGCUCUUUCUUUCAAGGUUUUUACUGGCAUCGCCUGUUCUGUAUAUGAGAAAUUCAUGAAAAUUAUGGAGAGAAUUUUCUUAGCUGUAUUCAUUUUUGUUCUAGCACUAGGAGGUUCAAUAAUAGGAACAAUAGGAGGAGCUAUCAAAGGACAAACCACAGAAACUGGUUUUCUUGAUGGAGCUUGCAGAGGAGCAAUUGCAGGAGCCAUUGCUGCUAUAGAGUUUGUGAGUUUUGCUUCUGUUGGUCAGUCUUUUUCCAAGGUAGCUUUGUUGACAAGUUUAUUAAAUGGAAAAGUGUUUAUGGAAUGGAUAUGUCCAACUGUUGCACAAGCUUAUAUAUUUAUGACACCAUGGGAGUUACAGGGAUGUCACAAACUUGUAUUAUCAAACUUCCAUUUCAUAAAUUCAGCUCCUCCAACAAAAUGA
Messenger RNA from Lathyrus sativus (Indian pea), 465 nucleotides. The record is from the annotation of a GenBank genome assembly. NCBI's taxonomy places the organism in Eukaryota, Viridiplantae, Streptophyta, Magnoliopsida, Fabales, Fabaceae.